Messenger RNA from Elephantulus edwardii (Cape elephant shrew), 1002 nucleotides. It is a transcript of the gene WDR5, whose product is annotated as WD repeat domain 5. The transcript has 13 exons. The record is from RefSeq and is a predicted model, not a curated record. NCBI's taxonomy places the organism in Eukaryota, Metazoa, Chordata, Mammalia, Macroscelidea, Macroscelididae. Bases 1 to 1002 code for a protein of 333 amino acids. Gene Ontology annotation, molecular function: histone binding. Gene Ontology annotation, cellular component: Set1C/COMPASS complex.
AUGGCUACUGAGGAGAAGAAGCCAGAGACGGAGGCCGCCAGGGCCCAGCCGACCCCUUCGUCCUCGGCUACUCAGAGCAAGCCUACCCCUGUCAAGCCAAACUACGCUCUCAAGUUCACCUUGGCCGGCCACACGAAGGCUGUGUCCUCUGUGAAGUUCAGUCCCAACGGCGAGUGGCUGGCCAGCUCCUCUGCUGAUAAACUCAUUAAGAUUUGGGGAGCAUAUGAUGGAAAAUUUGAGAAAACCAUAUCUGGUCACAAACUGGGGAUUUCCGACGUGGCCUGGUCAUCAGACUCCAACCUCCUGGUCUCUGCCUCAGAUGACAAAACCCUGAAGAUCUGGGAUGUGAGCUCGGGGAAGUGCCUGAAGACCCUCAAGGGACACAGCAAUUACGUCUUCUGCUGCAACUUCAACCCCCAGUCCAACCUCAUCGUCUCAGGCUCCUUUGACGAGAGCGUGAGGAUAUGGGAUGUGAAGACGGGCAAGUGUCUGAAGACCCUGCCAGCCCACUCGGACCCGGUCUCAGCGGUUCACUUCAAUCGAGACGGGUCCUUGAUCGUGUCCAGCAGCUAUGACGGCCUCUGCCGAAUCUGGGACACAGCUUCGGGCCAGUGCUUGAAGACGCUGAUUGAUGACGACAAUCCUCCCGUGUCCUUCGUUAAGUUCUCCCCGAACGGCAAGUACAUUCUUGCCGCCACUCUAGACAACACCCUGAAGCUCUGGGACUACAGCAAAGGGAAGGUGAGUACCUGGACGGGCCACAAGAAUGAGAAGUACUGCAUCUUCGCCAACUUCUCCGUCACUGGUGGGAAGUGGAUUGUGUCUGGUUCUGAGGACAACCUGGUUUACAUCUGGAAUCUUCAGACGAAAGAGAUUGUUCAGAAGCUUCAAGGUCACACAGAUGUUGUGAUUUCCACGGCCUGUCACCCAACAGAGAACAUCAUCGCCUCCGCCGCCUUGGAAAAUGACAAAACCAUCAAACUGUGGAAGAGUGACUGUUAG